This is a messenger RNA of Glycine soja, 1527 nucleotides long. Its product is annotated as traB domain-containing protein. The record is from RefSeq and is a predicted model, not a curated record. The coding region runs from base 76 to 1233 and encodes 385 amino acids. NCBI's taxonomy places the organism in Eukaryota, Viridiplantae, Streptophyta, Magnoliopsida, Fabales, Fabaceae. The transcript has 7 exons.
UUCAGCGCCACAAACAUUUGAAUAAUAGAAAUAUCUUAUCAUCAUUUCUUCUGAUUUGCUUCCAAGUUCCAAUCCAUGGAGUCCAUGACGGUGAUUAAAUCAACCUUCCCAAUUUUCAUGACCAAUAACGCCCCAUUUUCCCUCUCCACAAGACCUCUUAGACCCAUCCUGAAGGUUUCCGUGAAACCCCCACCUCCAGAUUUCGAUUACAGGCGAGAGAUAUCGGAGGAGUCAAGAGCCGCCAUAGCCGAAUCUCACCCGGAGUUGCUUGACCUGGCUGACAAUGGGAGCUUGGUUUUGGUUCAGAAGAAGAGGUUCGGUCCUGUCCCUUCUUGGAGGACCGAAUUCGUCGAACCUGAAUCCAUUUGGUUGAUUGGAACCACCCAUGUUUCUGAGGUUUCCGCUGUGGAGGUGGAACGCGUGGUGCGUGCUCUGAGGCCAGAUAAUGUCGUUGUUGAGCUCUGCAGAAGCAGAGCUGGGAUCAUGUAUGCUACUGCCAAUGAUGAGCUUGGCAAACAACUGCGUUCUAAUAUGUUUUCCUUGAGUGGCACUGGCUUUUUUGGAGCUGUUGGUCGUAGCAUAAACCUAGGUGGUCAAACUGCUUUAGCAUUACGAUUACUUUUGGCUACUUUUUCAUCGAAGAUCUCUUCAGAUAUUAAUCGCCCUUUUGGUGAUGAGUUUCGUGCUGCUCGGAAAGCUUCUGAGGAAAUUGGUGCACAAAUAGUUUUAGGAGAUCGGCCAAUUGAAAUAACGCUUCAAAGAGCAUGGAAGGCUAUGAAAUGGACUCAGAAACUAAGUUUAGUGUUAUCAAUUAUUCGGGGGAUAGCAUCUUCAUCUAACAGUUCUAUAAAUAAGCUCAAGUUGCAGGAAGCAAGUUCAGAUGAUGGUACAUUUCAACUUUAUGAGCAAUUGAGUUUUUCAUAUCCUUCUUUAUUGCCACCUCUCAUACAUGAACGAGAUACUUAUCUUGCAUGGUCAUUGAAGCGGAGCAAAGCUGUGAAUAACAGUAAAAAUGUUGUGGGUGUCAUUGGAAAAGGCCAUAUGAACGGUGUAAUAUAUGCAUUGUUAUCCGACACGGGAAAUUUGAGGUUUCGAGACCUUGUAGGGAAAAAUUCAUAUGAUGGAGGAGGUUCAAAUGGUUGGAUUGAUGAUCUAAUCAAGAGUUUAGUAAGGGACACAAUCAUUGGCAUCCUUUUAUGGGCCUUAUAUGAAUUCAUAAAUGGAGGAACAUGAAGCAAGCCCAUUUAGUUUUUCAGUUUUUAUUAGAAUUUCCAAGAUUCAAAAAAGAAAAGAAAAGAAAAAGCAAUAGAUAUAAACUAAGAGAUCUUAGUUGUGCAUCAUACCUCGCAUACUGUAGGCGUGGUCAUUCAUUUUUAUAAACAAAAAUAUAGGAAAAAAAUCGAAAAAAAAAGGAAAGAAAGGGAUUGUGUUAGAUUAGUUGAUGUUUUGCAAACAAAUAUUAUGUACAAGUAAAACUUUCCAUUGACUUAAUAUAAAGUACGAAAAUAUUAUGAUUUAUAUUAUUUA